AUGGGAGGUACAAGAAGUAAUGAAGGGUGCAUAACUCUUGGACCAUGGGGUGGUUCACAGGGUGAAGACUGGGUAAUUAUGCCUGAAGGCGGCUUUCUUAAAAAGAUCACAAUCGUACAUGCAGGGGUUAUCGAUCGCAUUAGAUUUCAAAGUGAUUGUCAUACGGGUAAAACUGAAACCUCCAUUUUUGGUGGAGAUGGUGGCAACAAAACUGACAUGAUUUUAAUUGACUACCCAGACGAAUAUUUGACUAAUAUAAGUGGGACAAUUGGUCAAUUUGGAGGUUCUACUGUAGUCAUGUCUUUAUGCUUUCGAACAAAUCAGAUUCGUUAUGGUCCGUAUGGUAAUUCAGAUAAAGGCACCCCUUUCUCAUAUGAUGGUAAAGAUGGGAUGAUAGUUGGAUUUUAUGGUCGUGCUGGAAAAUACAUUGAUUCUGUUGGGAUUUAUGUGAUUCCUAAAUCACUAGCAUUAUAUCCCAACUUUGCUUGUAGAGACAAAUCUUCACAUGGGCUGUGCUGUAAGAUGUCUGCACUAGGAAUGGCGAGUGGGGCAGGACCUUGGGGGGCUGCUGGAGGUAAGCCAUGGGAUGAUGGAGUUUUCUCACAUGUCAAACAAAUACGUGUUUAUUUAGGAGUGUCUUUGAAGGUCUUUUGUGGCGUCCAAUUUGAAUAUGUUAAGAGGGAUGGUAAUUCCGUUUUGUCACAAAUGCAUGGAGGAACACGUGGCGAUAAAACAGAAGUGGUUAAUUUUGAUGGUGAGAAAGAGUAUUUGACUGGGAUAUCGGGCUUUUACGGACCUGUUGAAGUUAAUGGGUUGGAAGGCAUAACUUCAAUUUCAUUUCACACAAACAAGAAGAUGUAUGGGCCUUACGGACAAGAAAGUGGAGAAGGGUUUGUUUGUUUUACUUCAACAUCAUCAUCAUCAUCGCCCGGGAAAGUGGUUGGGUUUCAUGGGAGGAAUGGUGACUUUCUAAUCGCAAUUGGUGUUCAUAUGGAGUAUUUCUGAAGAUGAUGAUAG
Molecule: messenger RNA, 1017 nt
Organism: Lactuca virosa
Lineage: Eukaryota; Viridiplantae; Streptophyta; Magnoliopsida; Asterales; Asteraceae
Source: the annotation of a GenBank genome assembly